This is a messenger RNA of Cavia porcellus (domestic guinea pig), 2457 nucleotides long. RefSeq names its product endoplasmic reticulum aminopeptidase 2. NCBI's taxonomy places the organism in Eukaryota, Metazoa, Chordata, Mammalia, Rodentia, Caviidae. Gene Ontology annotation, biological process: proteolysis; peptide catabolic process. Gene Ontology annotation, molecular function: zinc ion binding; peptide binding; metalloaminopeptidase activity. Gene Ontology annotation, cellular component: cytoplasm. The record is from RefSeq and is a predicted model, not a curated record.
AUGGUAGGAAAGGAGAGGCACAACUCUACCUCAAAGAGAAAGAAAGAUCAAAGAACUGAGGGUGACACGCAGCUCCCUUGUGCUGGGGUGCAAAAGAUGAGACUUGAAAAGGCCAAGGAGGAUCUCUUCUGUUACUUAAGAUGUUACUGCUUAGAAGUCAUCCUGCUAGUAUGCAUUUGUUCUCACUUCUCUGUAUCAUCUAGUUAUUCAUUCAAUAAGAAGAGUGGGCACCCAGUAGCUGCCAGUGGAAGACCAUUUCCUUGGUGUGAGCAAAGGCUUACCUGUGUGGUUGUUACCCUUCAUUAGGGCCUUUCUGUCCACCCAAAUCUCAACUCCCUGGACUUUCUUGUCUCUGAGAAGAUAGGUCAGAGUGCCACCCAACUUAGCAUCUUGCACAGCAAAGAUCUUGAAAUUGUAAAUGUCACCCUUCCAUCAGGGGAAGAUUUGAGAUACAAACACAUCGGGGAAGAGCUACAUGUUUUAAGUCACCUGGCUCAUCAACAAAUUGCACAGCUAGUUCUGGAGAAACUUAUGGCCAAUAAUAAUUGCAUGACAUAUUUUGAGUUGACUCAGGCAUGUAUGUCUUUCUUAUGCUUUGAUGAACAUUUGUUCAAAGCCAACUUUUCAAUCAUGAUGGAGAAUAGACAUAUUGCUCUAUCCAACAUGCCAAAGGUUAAAACAAUUGAACUUGAAGGAGCUCUGGAAGACCACUGCAAAGUGACUGUAAGAAUGAGUAUAGACCUUACAGCCUACAUAGUUUAUGAUUUCACUUCUGUGAAUGAUACAGCUUCAUCAGCGGUCAAGGUAUCCAUAUAUGCAUCCCCAGACAAAUGGAAUGAAACAUAUGUUUUGUAGGCAUCGUAGAAACUACUUGGUUCUUACGAAAAGUACUUUGAUAUUAACUACGCACUCCCCAAAUUGGGGAUGUUCAAAUCCCACAUCAUUGCCUCUAUACAGCCUGGAGUCAUGGAAAAUUGGGGCCUUAUUGCAUGUAGAGAGACAUCAUUGCUAUUUGGUCCCAAGACCUCUUCAGCUUCUGCUAAGUAGUGGGUCACCAGAGUCAUAGCCUAUAAACCAGCACUCUACGGUUUUUCAAACUAUGAACUUAUCUCUCUUAGUGCUACGUAUCCAGAGCUGCAAUUCGAAGUUUGUGUUUUGAAUAUUCUUAAGAAUUUUCUCAGUGAGGAGAAAUUCUAGAUAAGAAUAGUUCAUUUCCUAAAGAAGUUCAGCUAUCAAAAUGCUAAGAAUGAUGCUUUGUGGGACAGUCUUUCUAAUAGCUUUUUAGAAGUUGAUUUUACACCUGGUGGAUUUUGUUAUUCUGAUUUCAAAAUGACAAGUAACACACUCACCUUUCUGGAGGAAGAAGCAGAGUUCAAAGAGAUGAUGACCAUGUGGACACGCCAAAAUAGAAUCCUUUUGGUAGUGGUUUAACAAGAUGGGCAUUUACUUAGACAGCAGGAGUGCUUCCUGAAGGGAAUGUUCAAAGAGGACCCAUAAUAGAGGUCUCUGCAGGAGAAAUGCCUGUGUCAUAUCCCAUUGACUUACUCCACCUCAGAUGCAACCCACAGACACAUUUUAAAAUCAAAGACAGAUACUCUGAAUUUACUUCAAAAGACCAACUGUGUGAAAUUCAAUGUGGGCUUAAUUGGCUAGUACUUUGUUCAUUAUGAGAGUCAUGAAUGGGACCAACUGAUUAUGCAGUUGAAUCGUAACCACACACUUCUCAGACUGGAGGACAGAAUAGUUGUGAAUCAUGAUGUCUUUUAUGCAGAAAGGUUGGCCACAGACAAAGCCUUCCAUCUGGCUCACGAACUCCAAUAUGAAACAAGAAUCCAUGUGCUUUUAAAAGGUCUGGGAUACUUAGAAUUAUUUUAUCACAUGAUAGACAGAAGGAAUAUUUCAGGUGUCUCUGAAAACCUCAAGUAUCUUAAGCCAGUGACUGACACACAAAGCUGUAAGGAUGAGGCCUCGGUCUGGGACAGGACACUUCACUGCCUGUGUGACCUGAGCCAUGCUCCUCGCACUCAGAAAGCUGCUGAACUCUCUCGGUGGAUGGAGCCCAGUAGAAAAUUAAACAUUUUGUCAUCAUAUUACCAUAAACCAGCAGAUGUUUUAAAGAUUGCAUAUUCUGUGGGCACUCAGACAACAGCAAGAUAGAAUUGUCUUUUAAAACACUAUGAACUGUCAGUAUUGAGUGUAAACAACAAGACUUUGUAUGCAUUGUCAGUGCAUUUGAGUUGGGCUUCAUUUGCCAUGAAGAUCAUCAUGUCUGAUUCAACAUCUCACUUUUCUUCCAAUGAUGAGUUGCAAGUGGUGAAAGCAUCCUUUGACUCUCUUAGUGCUCAAGGAUUAUAUCUGGUUAUUUUUCAAAUUGUUCUGAAGGCUACAGUCAAAAAUAGUUAAUGGCAAGAGAAGAAUCUUCCCAUUUUGAGGACUUGGAUACAAAUUAGUGUUUAA